CUAAUUCUGUUUAUAAGCUUUUCAAAACAUCCAAAAUUUCUUGCAGCGGCAAAGCAAUAUGACGACUAUACCGGGAAGAGCUCUACACUACGUUUUCAAGAUUGGUGACCGUGCCAGGAAUGCGUUCUUCUUUCGCAACAUACUGGGAAUGCAGGUAUUGCGGCAUGAGGAGUUCAAGGAAGGCUGCGAUGCGGAAUGCAAUGGGCCUUAUGACAAUCGCUGGAGCAAGACCAUGGUUGGCUAUGGCCCGGAGAAUACGCAUUUUGUCAUCGAGCUGACCUACAACUAUGGCGUCAAGAGCUACGAGAUGGGCAACGACUUUGGUGGCAUUACGAUUUAUUCCAAGGAUAUAUUAAAGCGUGCCGCUCAAAAUUCCUAUCCGGUUGCCAAGCAGGGCGAUAGCAAUGUGCUGACCUCGCCAGAUGGCUAUAAUUUUUAUAUUGUUGAGUCAUCGCCCACUGCCAGCUCGGAUCCAGUGCAACAGGUUGAGCUGAAUGUUACCAACUUGGCCGCAACGCGCAAAUACUGGCACGAGCUGCUCAACAUGAACCUGGUCAAUGAGACGGAUAAUUCGAUUUUGCUUGCUUAUAAUGCCAAGCAGACCUCUCUGCGCCUCACGCUUCUAAAUAAGCCCCUGAACCGAGCCAAGGCCUAUGGGCGCAUUGCAUUUGCGGUACCCGGCUCUGUGCAGAAACCAUUAUUCGAUGCCGUAACAAAAGCGGGCGGCACCAUACUGAAGCCACUGAUUACACUGGAUACGCCCGGCAAGGCAACGGUUACGGUUCUAAUUUUGGCCGAUCCUGAUGGUCAUGAGAUAUGCUUUGUUGACGAGGAGGGCUUCACAGAGCUUUCAGAGCUGGAGCCAAAUGCUGGUGACCAAUUGGACAAGUACAUACGCAAGGAUCCAUUCCAGGAGAAUAAGUAGACGCGAGCCGUUUAUUAUUAUGAGAACUUGUUGAAAAUCUUGCAUUCAAAUUAGAAAACAUAUUUUUUUGUUGUAA
This is a messenger RNA of Drosophila virilis, 1001 nucleotides long. Its product is annotated as glyoxalase domain-containing protein 4. Lineage: Eukaryota; Metazoa; Arthropoda; Insecta; Diptera; Drosophilidae. The record is from RefSeq and is a predicted model, not a curated record.